CAUUUGCUGGUCCAGCCCAAAGUUCUGAAGGCAGCAUGCGGGGUGGGUGAGCCUGUUAGUGAGACAUGCUGGGGCAGACGUUGCAUACAGUGUGCACGGUGUUUGUCAGUUGGCUCAGUGCUUAACUGCAAACGUGGAAAAAAAACAAAGCCUGGAUCUAUCUUCUCACAUCUGCAUGUUGGAGACAUACUCCAGAAGUCUGAAAUUGCCUCCAGCUUGUGUGCAUCUGCCCCCAGACCUAGCCUUAUCUGGGAUCCUGCAGCUGUCUUUGGAAAGCAUUGCACGGAGAUUCUAAGUAUGUGCAUUCACAAGUUAGAUCUGCCUCUGGAGCAGUGAGUAAACUGACUUGGAGAACUUCUUUUAUCACUUGCUCAGAUCCGCCUUCUAGAACUUAACGCCAACAAGCUAAGCCGGUCAUGUUAAAUACUGCUCUUCACUACUCCAUUCACAUGCUUGGACCCUGCUGCUGAUCACUUACCUGCGCUGAUCGUGUGUCCCUGUGUGGCCCAAAGAGAUGAGGUGACCUACAUCUGCUUACAUUUGGUGCUAAACACAUCAUUGCCCCAGAGGGUGUUCCUGCCUGCUUUAUAAUCUCAGUCAUGGAGAACUGUGUCCCCUCUGCUGUCCAAGCUCAGGAGGACCCUGGAGGGUGCAUGCGGGAUCAGCCAUGGUCAGGAAUGGAUCAGCAGCUCACCCUGUCAGCAGGACCUGUGCCGGACACCCCUAUAGAGUGUGCUCAGUUCCUGGGCAAACAGAGGUCACUUCGGGUAGUUUAUGUCCUCAAUGACAGCCUGAAAUCAGCCCAGGGGGGCAGCCCGGAGGCUGGAGCCCUGCAGUGUCUGCGCCGGGCAUGCGAGGGGGAGAGCGCCCAGUUCAGCAGCGUUAACUUCGGGGAGCUGGACUUUGGGGAGACGGCUGUGCUGGACACCUUCUAUGAUGCAGAUGUAGCUGUGGUGGAUAUGAGUGACGUUGGAAGACAACCUUCUCUCUUCUAUCACCUUGGGGUUAGAGAAAGCUUUGACAUGGCAAAUAACGUUAUACUCUACCAUGACACAGACCCCGACACAUCUCUCUCUCUUAAGGAUAUGGUGUCACAGAAGAACACGGCUUCCAGCGGUAACUACUAUUUUAUUUCAUACAUUGCGACACCCUGCGGGGAUUACUUUUGUUGCGAGAGUGAUGCGCAGAGGAGAGCCUCAGAGUACAUGCAGCCAAACUGGGACAGCCUCUUGGGGCCAUUAUGCGUUCCCUUGGUGGACCGGUUCAUAAGCUUACUUAAGGACAUCCACGUAACAUCAUGUGCAUACUACAAGGAAACAUUACUCAAUGAUAUAAGGAAGGCCAGAGAGAAAUAUCAAGGAGAUGAACUGGCCAAAGAGCUGACUCGGAUAAAAUUACGCAUGGACAACACAGAGCUCCUUACAUCAGAUAUUGUAAUUAACCUGCUUCUUUCAUAUAGAGACAUUCAGGAUUAUGAUGCUAUGGUCAGACUCGUGGAAACCCUUGAGAUGCUUCCAACCUGUGAUUUAGCAGAUCAACACAACAUAAAGUUUCAUUAUGCAUUUGCCCUCAAUCGGAGAAAUAAUGCGGGUGACCGUGAAAAGGCUCUGCAUGUGAUGCUACAGGUAUUGCAGACGUGUGAUCAUCCAGCACCAGACAUGUUUUGCCUCUGUGGAAGGAUAUACAAAGACAUGUUCUUGGACUCUGAUUGCAAAGAUAUCCAAAGCAGGGGUAAUGCUAUUGAAUGGUAUUGGAAAGGCUUUGAACUACAGCCAUCUUUGUAUUCUGGAAUCAACCUUGCAGUCCUGCUUAUUGUGGCCGGCCAGCAGUUUGAAACUUCCAUAGAACUCCGAAAAAUAGGUGUACGACUGAAUAGCCUACUGGGAAGGAAAGGAAGCCUGGAGAAAAUGAACAAUUAUUGGGAUGUAGGUCAGUUCUUCAUUGUGAGCAUGCUGGCUAAUGAUAUUGGCAAGGCUGUCCAGGCAGCUGAACGACUCUUCAAGCUGAAACCUCCAGUCUGGUACUUGAGAUCAGUAGUUCAGAAUUUACUACUAAUACAGCGUUUUAGGAAGCUGAAUGCUGAACACUCUCCACGACAAGAGAGGCUCAAUUUCUGGAUGGACAUAAUUGUUGAGGCUACAAAAGAGUCCACAAACGGCUUACGAUUUCCGGUUCUUGUAUUAGAACCCACAAAGGUUUAUCAGCCCUCAUAUGUGUCGAUAAAUAAGGAGGCUGAUGAAAGGACAGUCUCACUUUGGCACGUGUCUCCUGUGGAAAUGAAAGGCAUCCAUGAAUGGAACUUCACAGCCUCCUCGAUAAGAGGCAUAAGUAUAUCCAAGUUUGAUGAACGCUGUUGCUUCUUAUACGUCCAUGAUAAUUCAGACGAUUUUCAGAUCUAUUUUUCUACAGAGGAUCAGUGCAAUAGGUUUUGCACUCUUGUCAAGGAGAUUAUCACAGAUGUUGUAGGCAGCACGGUGGAGCUGGAGGGAGAGGCAGAUGGAGAUACAUUAGAGUAUGAAUACGACUACGAUGAAAAUGGUGAUAGAGUCAUUCUGGGAAAAGGCACAUAUGGCGUGGUAUAUGCUGGCCGGGAUCUCAGCAAUCAGGUCCGCAUAGCAAUCAAGGAGAUACCAGAGAGAGACAGUAGAUAUUCCCAACCCCUACAUGAAGAGAUUGCUCUCCAUAAAUAUCUCAAGCACCGCAACAUAGUCCAGUAUCUAGGCUCAGUUUCAGAAGAUGGAUACAUUAAAAUCUUCAUGGAACAAGUGCCAGGAGGGAGUCUUUCAGUCCUCUUGAGGUCAAAAUGGGGUCCCAUGAAGGAGCCCACCAUAAAAUUUUAUACUAAGCAGAUCUUGGAAGGUUUGAAGUAUCUUCAUGAAAACCAGAUUGUACACAGAGAUAUCAAGGGAGAUAACGUGCUAGUGAACACAUACAGCGGAGUAGUCAAAAUCUCAGAUUUUGGGACGUCAAAGCGGCUUGCUGGUGUGAACCCAUGCACUGAAACAUUUACUGGCACUUUACAAUACAUGGCUCCAGAGAUUAUUGAUAAAGGGCCUAGAGGAUAUGGUGCCCCAGCUGAUAUCUGGUCCCUUGGCUGUACAAUUAUUGAAAUGGCAACUGGCAGACCUCCAUUCCAUGAGCUGGGUGAGCCACAAGCUGCGAUGUUUAAGGUGGGUAUGUUUAAAAUCCACCCAGAGUUACCGGAGUCACUGUCGGCAGAAGCUAGAUCGUUCAUUCUUCUUUGCUUUGAGCCUGACCCCGUGAAGCGUGCAACAGCUGCUGACCUGUUACGGGACUUCUUUUUGAAGCAAGUAAACAAGGGAAAGAAAAGCAAAAUUGCUUUUAAACCCUCGGUGUGUGGAGGAAAUUCAGCAUCACAAGAGUACAACCGCAGUGCAUCCCUCCCACUACCAGUGCCUGGAGAGUUGGCCGGCAGUAGCAGCAGUGAGCAUGGAUCUGUAUCUCCAGACUCAGAUGCAAAGCACGAGCUAUUCUUUGAAAGGGCCAAAAGAUCCAAUUCAGAAGUUCCAACAGGCAAGCCGCUCAUUUCAAAUUUGUUAAGUGUUCCAGAUGACAGCUCUGUAUCAGAAGACCGAAGCACUCCUCCAUCUCCAGAGGAGAGAGACUCCGGCCUGUUUCUCCUGAGAAAAGACAGUGAACGCCGGGCGAUACUGUAUAAAAUCCUCAAGGAGGAACAGAAUAAAGUGACAUCAAAUCUCCAAGAAUGUCUAAUUCAGACUUCAGAAGAUGUGCAGCUGUCAGUCACUCAUAUCAAACAAAUCAUCAACAUACUGAGGGACUUUAUUCGUUCCCCUGAGCACAGAGUCAUGGCCUCCACCAUAUCCAAGCUUAAAGUGGAUCUUGACUUUGAUAGCACAUCCAUCAACCAGAUUCAGCUCGUGCUAUUUGGAUUUCAGGAUGCGGUCAAUAAAGUAUUGAGGAACCAUUUGAUUCGGCCUCACUGGAUGUUUGCUAUGGAUAAUAUGAUUCGUCGGGCGGUUCAGGCAGCUGUCACCAUCCUUAUUCCUGAACUUAGAGCCCAUUUGGGCCCUGCUUCUGAAAGCGAAGGGGUUGAAAAAGAAGUUGAGGAUGAAGAUUAUCAACCGGUGCAGCAAAACAACGCUGAAGAAGUGGUAAUUACAUCUGGAGUCAGCACUCUCAGUUCGGUGGUUUCCCAUGACACACAAGGCCAGCAACUUAACCUGCAGCUUGGCAAACUCAGGCAAGAAACCAACAGAUUACUGGAAGAUCUACUGCAAAAGGAAAGAGAAUACCAUUACCUUUUAAAGCAAUGUUUGGAACAGAGAAACCAUGAAUUACACCUUCUUCCGAUAAAGGCCAACCCUAAUGAUGUUCCAAAAACUACCACAACUUACGUAUCUAUUGGAAAAGUCAGAGACCAAGAGCUCAUUGAUUGGUUGAGGCAACAAGGGGCAACAGAAGAUGUAAUGGAGCAGUUCAUUGAAGAAGAAUAUACUCUUCAAGAUGUCCUGAAUGAGAUCACCAAAGAUGAUCUAAGAAGCUUAAGACUCAGGGGUGGACAUCUUUGUAGAAUCUGGAGAGCGAUAUUAAAAUACAGGAAGUCCCAGAAAAACCUUGGCGUGGACAAUUGACCUUAGAAAUAGCUUGACAUGGUGGCAUUUGCAACAUGUACCAAAGCAUUCCAAACUUUAAAUUAUUUAAAUGUUGUAUAUCUCUGUAUAAAUAAAGACUUCUUUGUGUCUUUCUAAGCGUAGAUGUUUUAAAAAUGUUCUCUGCUAAAGCUGUCUGCUAAGUAGAGUUUUUUUUCUGUCAAGUAUUUUAGCUGCUAAUGUGAAAUGUAUGUGGAAGACAAAAGAUUUCAGAAAAUGAUAUUGAUGCAUUUUUUAACUGUUUAUUGAUUAAAGAACUGAUGUUGCUGAAAUACAAAAGUGAAAGUAGAUUAUGGUAGGACGCUGAAAAAAUAAAAUAUAGCACAUCUUAUGUUUUUUUUAUUAAAAAAUGUCAAAUAUCACUCGACAUAUAGUCCA
Molecule: messenger RNA, 5009 nt
Organism: Spea bombifrons (plains spadefoot toad)
Lineage: Eukaryota; Metazoa; Chordata; Amphibia; Anura; Pelobatidae
Gene: MAP3K15
Product: mitogen-activated protein kinase kinase kinase 15
Exons: 30
Coding region: 600-4613 (1337 amino acids)
Biological process (GO): MAPK cascade; protein phosphorylation; cellular response to stress
Molecular function (GO): MAP kinase kinase kinase activity; protein binding; ATP binding
Source: RefSeq, a predicted model, not a curated record